Plectropomus leopardus (leopard coralgrouper) is the source of this 5162-nucleotide messenger RNA. The record is from RefSeq and is a predicted model, not a curated record. Lineage: Eukaryota; Metazoa; Chordata; Actinopteri; Perciformes; Serranidae.
CCCGCAUGUUCAAACUCCGCGAAAGCACCCAGCUGUCCCACCGGUGGCAACAACCAAAACACAAUGGCGGCGGCCGACUGAGCGAGCAGCAGCCUGUCGAGUGAGAGACAAAACGGACCAUACUUGUGUCUUCUGAGGUUUAAAACGGCCUUUAAUGAGAUAAUGGACACCGCAGGAGAGGCUGAACCGGACCCUAUAAAACUUAAGUCUAUCAAGAACAACAAAACAUUCACAGUGCCUCAAAGUGAUAGGUUUGGAAGCUGCAGAAGUGUCAGAGAGUUUGAGAAACUCAACCGCAUAGGAGAAGGAACUUACGGCAUUGUGUACCGAGCUCGAGACACCAAGUCAGAUGAGAUUGUAGCACUGAAGAAGGUCCGGAUGGACAAAGAGAAAGAUGGGAUCCCCAUCAGCAGCCUCAGAGAGAUCACCCUGCUGCUGAGGCUGAGACAUCCCAACAUAGUGGAGCUGAAAGAAGUGGUCGUUGGCAGCCAGUUGGAGAGCCUGUUUCUGGUGAUGAGUUAUUGCGAGCAGGAUCUGGCCAGUCUGCUGGAAAACAUGCAGACACCGUUCUCUGAGGCUCAGGUGAAGUGUAUUGUUCUUCAGCUGCUCAGAGGCUUGGAGUAUCUCCACCACAACUUCAUUAUACACAGGGACCUGAAGGUGUCUAAUCUGCUGAUGACAGACAAAGGCUGCGUUAAGAUUGCUGAUUUCGGGCUGGCCAGGAUGUAUGGCAUCCCACAGCAACCCAUGACGCCUCGAGUGGUCACACUGUGGUACAGAGCUCCAGAGCUCCUGCUAGGGACCAAGACCCAGACUACAGCGCUGGACAUGUGGGCUGUCGGCUGUAUCCUAGCUGAGCUGCUGGCUCACAAACCUCUGCUGCCUGGAACCUCUGAGAUCCAGCAGGUCGACCUGAUUGUUCAGCUGCUGGGAACACCCAACGAAAACAUCUGGCCAGGUUUUUCUCUGCUGCCACUCAUUGGUCAGUACAGUCUGAGGAAGCAGCCGUACAACAACCUGAAGAAUAAAUUCACCUGGCUGUCUGAUGCUGGACACAGACUGCUCAACCUGCUCUUUAUGUACAACCCACACCGCAGAGCUACUGCCAAAGAUUGUUUGGACAGUUCCUACUUCAAGGAGAAACCUCUACCCUGUGAACCAGAGCUGAUGCCAACCUUCCCCCACCACCGCAACAAACGGUCUGCUCCUCCAGCAGACAGCCACUCAAAACGCAGCAAAGUAUGAGGAAGAUGAGACACUGGAUUUAAAAUCGACCCUGUGGUGCGGACAGUCUCAGAAAUCUGCACUCAAUGGACGUGUGUGCGCAGAACGUACAUCUGCUCAUGAAGACUUACUCUGGAACUCUGAGCAAAUGGAAAAUAGUUAAACUGGUUUCGGUUACACCUCGGCUAAAGCCAACAAAUUUAGAGGAACGCAUUGCUGUACUGCUCACACACAGUUAUAAUGUAGAUUCAUUUUUUUUGCAGCAGCAGUUUCUAGCUUCAGUAGAAGUCUCUUCUGUCAGGUGUCUGCAGUACUUCUCAAUAUUCACAUUGUUGCCAAUGUCUGCACAGUAAAAGAAGUCAGUAAUGAGGACAAAGUUGCCUUGACAAAUAUGCUUCGGCAUUUUGUCCUUUGUGUUGAGGAUUUGUCACAUAUAUAGAUGUGCUAUUGCAACUGUCUUUGAUACUCUGUAUCAGUCGUGAUGUCAACUUGAUGUGAAAAGGCACGACAAGUAGUGACUGAACCCUGCUUGAGCUCUUCCCGCAGUUACACGUCAUCUGUGUGACAGCCUCUCUUAGGAAUUAGAGCAGAAUACUUGAAGAAAACCUGAGUUUGUGGCAAAAUAACAAAAAGCCCUCUGGUUUGGUCUUCACAGCAUCAGUAUGUGUCGAUGACCAGCUGUAUGUCCUGUCGAAGUGCCUUUGAGUUGUAACACUGAACUCCUGACGCCGCUCACUUAUUGUUAAAUGUUGAAUGAAUAGUUUGACUUCUGGGAAACAUGCUUGUUAGCUUUUUUCAAGCGUAAGAUGAGAAGAUUGGUACCAAUCAGAGAUAUCUCUGCACACAAAAUAUGUAGCCAGUUUUUGUGCUAAGCCCAUGGACUGUUGGCUGAAUAUUGACUGUGCAGACAUGAGAGAUGUAUCAGUCUUCUCAAAAUAUUCCUUUAUGAGCCUCAGCUUCAAUGCCUAAAAUGUACUGUAAAUGAACAGUGGCCUAACGAGUAGAAAUCACUGACAAGUGGUGUAAGACCGAGUACUUAACUGUUACUGUAGGAUAUGUUUAAAGGGACAGUUAAACCAAAAAUCAAAAACACUUACUUUUCCUCUUACCUGUAGUGCAAUUUAUCAGUCUAUAUUGUUUUAUUGUGAGUUGCUGAAUGUUGGAGAUAUCGGCCAUGAAGAUGCCUGCUUCCUCUCCGAUAUAUUGGCACUCGACUUUUGGUGCUCAAUAUUCAAAAGAAGGCAGACAUCUAAGCUCACACCAAAGCAAUUUAGGUUAAUAAAUACAACUACUUGAAAGGGGACUCUUUUAAAAAGUGGGGUUUUUGCCCGGAUUGGCUUGGUUUUGCAUAACGUAGCAGCUCACGAGUCGGUGAGCUCCGUGGCCGUCUCAGCCCCGCUCAACUCGUACUCUGAUUGCACGCUUAUGAGUUUCUUCUGAUGGAGGGAAAGUUGUGUUACAUUAGUACAAGUUAUGUCGGUUAAUACUUUUAUUUUCGCUAUCAAGUCAUGCUGACAUCCGAAUGUGAAACCUUAUAUCAUGUUCCAUGAAAACAUUAGAUUAAAGUUACUGUCUUGUUAAUGUUAUCUAACUGUUAAGACGCUAACUUUAAACUGACUGGUUUCAUCUGGAAACAAAAGCUUGGUAGUGUUCAUGUGAAACUGGUUACACCUAACAAUAUAUCAUAAAGCCCCAACGUCAGUUUGUUACCAGUUUUAACUGAAUCUCAUCUUAUCAAUUAAUGUUCAGUUUACAACUGAGUGUAUGAAAGUAUAGAGCGAUUCUGGCCUGUUAGCAUGGAAAAAGAAGAGGACCUUCUACAUCUUAGGUACAAUACAAGGAGCAAAAUACAGGUGUUUCUUUGUGAAUAGAUGAUCAUAAUAAUUGCAAAAUCAUCUUUGUUUGACGUUGCAGUGGGGCACAAGGUUUCCUGUACGUUUAAUCAUUGGGUUUAGUCAAAUAUUAAGUUGAUAGACAACUUAUUACUGUUUGGAAAUUUUAACAACAAGUGAUGAGGCUCUCAAUGUGAGCUGACGAGAGCGCACAUCAGGCACACAACAAUGCGUGACACAGAACAUAAGGCUCCCACGCCUCCUGGUGAAACCCCACUUUUUAAGAGAGUCCCUGCUGAAAAGAGGAAAAUGUGUAUUUUUGAGCAACUGUCCCUUUAAACCAUCGGCUAUUGAACAUUAUAAAACUGUCAAAAAAAGCAACUGUUUUUUUUUUUUUUUCAUUUGAAAUGUCAGUUUCAUUAAUGCAAGUCAAAUUAGUAGUAAUGGUUACAGGGACGUUAAUAACUGACCUCCCACUGAUUCAGUAUGUACCUCCACAAACACACAGCGAUACUAGCACUGAGCUAUCACAAGAAGUCCCAUCACUGAGUUAGCAGACAAGCCUGUGGUUCUGGUUUGAUAGUGAGAGGUCAGAGUUGUUACAGAACAAACAUCCAAUAGCAGAUUUUAAAAGAUAAUUUAAAACUGACAAACAGUGUGGUGCUGCUUCUUGAUAGCCAGCAGGGCUCGCUUUCCUUAUUGUCAGCCCCGAACAGACAGUAAUGAAACAAGAUGGUGGUGUUGACCUCAGAGUAGAACUCGGUGUGUUUUAGCCUCCCAAAAGAAAAAAAAAAAACAACCCAGGACUUUCACUAGAGCGCCAUCAUAAAACAACAACAAAAUAAAUAACUUCAAGUGUAAACUGUAUCUCUAUUAUCGUCAGUCAAGUUACAUGUCAGAUGUGAUUAACAAAGUAUCAAUAUUUUUUUAACACUGUUGAACAAUUUGCAGCUGGGCAAACGAGACAAAAUAAAAGUGUUCAGAUUUUAAGAGAUGUGCUUGAUUGAUUCUUUUUAACGAGAGGAAGAAGAUUCUUCAAGUUGGGCACUCAUGUAUCGCUGCUGAACAGACUACAAAGUAACUUCCACAAUGGAAGAUCCAAGAGGAAAACUAUCGCAGUAUGAAUCACAGUCAGGCCAGUGUAUUCUGGGAAAUGCAGUGCAGAAACUAGCUGAUUUAAACAGAGCAACUGGAGCUGAGGAUCAAAGUGUAUCGUUGAUUUUGGAAACUGUAAUUCAGAAAACAAUCUAACUUUUAUCAGCAGAUGGAGUUUGCCAAGAAUUUCUUCUGAGCAUUUCAUGGACUUCUCAUUAUUGCUGACUCAAGAACUGUGGUGAUGAAGAUCAUGUGAUAUAUCGAAAGCUCCAGAACAGCUGCUAAAUGUUGUUUCCAAUGUCGAGUAUGACCUUUCAACCCUCAAAGUUUUAAGCCAACAUGGAUGAGAAAAUAAAAACUGACCAUUUAUAAUACCACCAAAAGUGAAUAUCUGCUAAGGAAGAUCAUGUGAUACGACCAAAAGCUCCAGAAAAGCUACUAAAUGAACCUUACGAUGAGAUAGGGAAAAUGUGGUGUUUGGCUCUCAGUCAAGCACAUCUCUUGUCGUAAAUAUUGACCAUGAAUGCCUUGCUCGGACUGCUGCAGACAUAAACAAAGAGCUGUAGAGGGACACACAGGCAGUGAUGAUCAAUUAACUCUUCAUCAAAUAACAAAAUAACAGGGCUCCAAACAUAUAGACAUAUACAUUAAGACACACAAGUCUCAUAAAAACACUUGGAUGCAUUCACACACUCGCAUGCCUGGCAGGAGUACUAUCUUCUUUUGUUUCUUCUUCAAAUGUCACUGUCCUUCAUUGCAACCCAAAGCAAAGUGCACGAUGGCAACAAAAUGUACAGUCCUUCAGUCAGAUAAAAUCGGCUCAGAGAGGGACAAACUUAACGCAUUUAGAUUCAAAUGCAGCUUUCCUUGCGUAAAUGCAGAUUAGAUGAGAAGUUCUUGUAGUGAAUACACUGUAGCGGCUGCUUUGUAACGGAACAUCGUCUGAAAUGGGGAAAAGGACAUGGGCGCUAUUGUCCAACUACCAAAUCACACUAAGAUUUUCUAUUGUAG